AUGCUUUCGGUCGGUCUAUCUAUCUAUCUAUCUAUCUAUCUAUCUAUCUAUCUAUCUAUCUAUCUAUCUAUCUAUCUAACAAGCCAGCUAACCAUGUUUAUGUCCAUCUGUCUGUCCUUGCUUCUAUCUAUCUAUCUAUCUAUCUAUCUAUCUAUCUAUCUAUCUAUCUAUCUAUCUAGCAAGCUAGCUAACCAUGUUUAUGUCCAUCUGUCUGUCCAUGCUUCUAUCUAUCUAUCUAUCUAUCUAUCUAUCUAUCUAUCUAUCUAUCUAUCUAUCUAUCUCAGCCUCUCACUUGUUUUUUUUUUUACCUUUUUACAUCUUUCUUUCUUUCUUUCUUUCUUUCUUUCUUUCUUUUCACGUAAUUUUCGUCUGUUUCUUCUUUUAUCUCUCUCUUUCUUUUUUACAGACCCCAAUCUUUCACUUUCACUGUCUUCCUUUCUAUUUGAAACUUGCCCUUUCUUUGUUGGUCUUCGAACACUUUCUUUCUUUUUUUUUUUUUCUUUCUUUCUUUCUUUCUUUCUUUCUUUCUUUCUUUUAUAUUCUUAUCGCUUUCUUUUGUUCCUUUCUUUCUUUACCUUUUUUCCUUCUGUCCAUUUUUUCUUUCUUUUUUUCUAUUGUUUUCUUAUCUUUGUUAUAGCUUUCUUUGUUUUUUUUUUGUUUUUUUUAUUUCCUUUACGUUCCUUAAUUUUUUUCUUUCUCUAUACCUUUCUUUCUUUCCCCAUUACUUUCGUUUUUUCUUUAUCUCUUUCUUCUUUCUUUUUUCUUUCUUUCCCUUUUACUUUCGUCUUUUUCGUUAUUAUCUCUUUCUUUAUUCUUUAUUGCGUUUUUUAUUCUUUGUAUCUUUCCAUUUUUUUCUUUCUCCACUUCCUCGUUUUCUUUCUUUCUUUCUUUUUUCUUUCAUUUUUACUUUUUUUGUCUUUUUCUUUAUUAUCACUUUCUUUAUUCUUUCUUUCGUUCUUUUUUCUUUCUUUCCAUUUUUCUCUUUCUCCACUUCUUCGUUUUCUUUCUUUUAACUUUCUUUCUUUCUCUAUUCCUUCCUUUCUUUCUUUCACUUUUAGUUUUUGUCUUUUUUCUUUAUUAUCACUUUCUUUAUUCUUUCUUUCGUUCUUUUUUCUUUCUUACCAUUUUUCUCUUUCUCCACUUCUUCGUUUUCUUUCUUUUAACUUUCUUUCUUUCUCUAUUCCUUCCUUUCUUUCUUUCACUUUUUAG
Molecule: messenger RNA, 1209 nt
Organism: Acanthosepion pharaonis
Lineage: Eukaryota; Metazoa; Mollusca; Cephalopoda; Sepiida; Sepiidae
Source: the annotation of a GenBank genome assembly